CGUCGAGACUCAAUCUUCCUUUUAUCUUGCACGAUGAGUGACACUGCGACGACCUCGUCUGCGUCGACGCCGCCAACAUCGGCCCCGCCCUCGCCUGAGCUGCAGACCCUGUCCAUCAGCGACAAGAUUGUGACGGAUGAAGAUAAGGCAGAAGCAGCAAAGCUGAAAGCGGAGGCCAACAAGGCAUUUGCUGCGCACGACUUUGCGAAGGCUGUCGAGCUCUACUCAAACGCUAUCGAGAAGAACCCGGGGGAUGCGACGAUCUGGUGCAACCGCGCGUAUGCGCGCAUGAAGCUCGAGGAGUUCGGCUACGCGCUCAACGACGCGACCCAAGCCGCGACCAUCGACCCGAAGUACGCGAAGGCGUACUACCGGCGCGCGACGUGCUACCUGCAGACGCUGCGUCCGCAGCUCGCGGUCACGGACUUCAAGCGCGUGCUGCAGAUCGAGCCGAAGAACGACACCGUGCGCGCGCAGCUCACGUCGACGCAGAAGCUCAUCCGCAAGAUCGAGUUUGAGAAGGCGAUCGAGGUCGAAGGGGAGAAGAGCCCUGUAGAGCGCUGUCGGGAGAUCAUUGCGGAAGGUGGCUGCGACAUUGACAAGGGGUACGCUGGGCCCAAACUCCCUCAAGAUGAGGACGGGAAAUACACGAUCACCCUCGAGUUCGUCCGCGCCAUGAUCGAGUGGUUCAAGGAUGGCAAGGCGUUGCCGAAGCGCUACGUUUGGGAGAUCGUGCUUGCCGUGAACGAUAUCUUCUCGAAGGAGGACAGCUUGGUGACGCUAGAUAUACCCGAGGACGUUACCAUCGAUGUGAUUGGCGACGUGCACGGCCAGUACUACGAUCUCCUGCACCUCUACUCGCUCACAGGAGAGCCAUCCGAGAAGCACUAUCUCCUCAUGAACGGCGACCUCGUCGACCGCGGGUCGUGGUCCAUCGAGGUCAUCCUGACCGCAUUCUCGUUCAAAUGGCUCUACCCGAAGUACAUGUUCAUCAACCGCGGUAACCACGAAGCAAAGGACAUGAACCGCUCCUACGGCUUCGAGGGCGAAGCGAAGACAAAGCACGGCGAGCAGAGCUACAAGCUGUUUGCGCAUGUCUUCACUACAUUACCUCUCGCUACCCUAAUAUGCGCCUCGAAGCCGCCACCGAGCCCUGGGAAGGCUAUUCUAUCAUCAGACGGCAAAAAGCGGUACUUUGUCGUGCACGGGGGCCUCUUCAGCAAGGACGGCGUCACGCUGGAAGACAUCCGGAAGCUCGACCGAAUAGGAAAACAGCCUGGGACGGAGGGCUUGAUGUGCGAACUAUUAUGGACCGAUCCGCAAGCACAACCAGGCCGAGGACCAAGCAAGCGGGGCGUUGGCAUUGCCUUCGGGCCCGACGUGACCAAGAGAUGGUGUACGGAGAACGGCGUCACCGGCGUCAUUCGCAGCCACGAAGUUCGACAAGAUGGCUAUGAGGUCGAGCACGACGGCCUCUGCACAACCGUGUUCUCUGCGCCGAACUACGUCGACCAAGUGGGCAACAAGGGUGCAUUCAUUCGCAUCGAUGCCGCCGGCUCACAGGAGUACAUUCAAUUCGAGGCGCGGCCACAUCCCCCGAUGCGACCCAUGGCCUAUGUGCAGGGCGGGUUGCAAAAUCUGAUGAUGAUGUAGGGAGGCAUCUCCCUUGAGUAUGUCGAUAUCGGUAUCUCGAUUGUCAAAUAUCCUUGCUUGUAUCACUGUACGAUACCACUGCUUGUAUGCAUCACUGCAUUUCUAUUGAACAUACGUC
Schizophyllum commune H4-8 is the source of this 1771-nucleotide messenger RNA. Its product is annotated as protein phosphatase 5. The coding region runs from base 34 to 1653 and encodes 539 amino acids. Gene Ontology annotation, cellular component: nucleus; cytosol. The record is from RefSeq and is a predicted model, not a curated record. Gene Ontology annotation, molecular function: protein binding; protein serine/threonine phosphatase activity. NCBI's taxonomy places the organism in Eukaryota, Fungi, Basidiomycota, Agaricomycetes, Agaricales, Schizophyllaceae. The transcript has 12 exons.